Molecule: messenger RNA, 1756 nt
Organism: Momordica charantia (bitter melon)
Lineage: Eukaryota; Viridiplantae; Streptophyta; Magnoliopsida; Cucurbitales; Cucurbitaceae
Product: putative acetyltransferase At3g50280
Source: RefSeq, a predicted model, not a curated record
CGAUUUUUAUCCCAAAAAAGAAAAAAAAAUAAUAAUAUACCCUACCCGAAGAAAAUGACCAUUUUGGACUAUUUAUUAGAUUGGCUUUGUUGGGCUGUAAUGGGCCUCCCUAGUGGGCAGGGCAAUUAUGAUGUUUACUGUCGGCUUGUAGUAGCCUGUAGGACAUGCGGAUUUGGAACUUUUUCCGUUUCUGGGGUUUAAUUUCUGGCUGUUUGAUUCCGAAGAUAAGAUGAGACAUGAGAGCACAGUACUAGGAACACAAUAAUAAAAUGUUCAUCUUUGUUCUUGUCCUUGCCCAACUCCGAUGACCAUGGUUUCCCAUCAUCCUUCGCUCCGGCGGAUCUCGGAUUGCUUUGUGAAACCAGAACGUCUUCCCCAGGAAUCGAAGCACCCAUAUUAUUUGAACCAUUGGGAUCUUCCCAUGCUUUCCAUGAACUACAUCCAGAAAGGGAUCCUCUUUCUCAAACCUUCGGAGGCCUAUGGCGACCCACACCGCUUCAUGCUCACUCUUCUCCGCCGCCUAAAAAACUCCCUCUCCACCGCUCUUUUCCAUUUCUACCCACUUAUAGGCGGAUUCUGUAUGGCAAACAAUGAGAUUGAGGGUAAAGCUUCCAUUUUUAUUUAUGUGGACUGCGUUAACAGCCCCGGAGCAAAGUUCACCCAUGCUGCUCUGGACGCCACAAUUUCUGACAUUCUGUCCCCAAAUGACGAUGAGCCUUUACUGCUCCAAUCUCUGUUUGACCUCAACGGAGCCGUCAACUACGACGCCCAYACCCUGCCUWURCUSUCCAUUCAGGUCACKGAAUUGUUGGACGGYAUCUUCAUCGGUUCCUCCUUCAACCAUUCCAUUGGCGACGGAACCUCUCACUGGAAUUUCAUCCGUACCUGGUCUGAGAUUUUUAAUGACGCUCCAAUUUCACGGCCGCCCAUUCUGAAGAAGUGGUUUCCGGAAGGGUAUGGUCCAAUCAUCAAUCUCCCCUUCACCCACCCGGAUCAAUUUAUCAGCAGAGUCGUAGCACCCCAACAACUUAGGGAAAGAGUGUUCCACUUCUCAAAAGAAUCCAUCACAAAGCUGAAAGCACAAGCCAACGCAGAGUGCGGCACCAACGAGAUCUCGUCCUUCCAAGCGUUGUGCGCGCUUGUAUGGAGGUCCAUAACACGAGCUCGUCGCGUACCAGAGGAUCAAAGCACCAUCUGCAAGUUGAUUGCCAAUAACAGAGGAAGACUAGAGCCGCCCUUGUGUGAAGACCACUUCGGCAACGUAGUGACGGCAGUGAAAGCAGAGGCAAAAUCAGGGGAAUUGGUGGAAGCAGGGGUUGGUUGGGGGGCUUGGAAAUUGCACGAAGCUGUGGUGGACAACAGGUACGAGAAGUUAAGAGAGGCAGUUGAAAAAUGGCUGCAAUCUCCCUCUUUACAUCGAUCAGGUGAAAUGGUUGAUCCGUACACCGUGGUGAUGGCGAGCUCCCCAAGAUUCAAGAUAUAUGAGAAUGAAUUUGGAAUGGGAAAAGCGGUGGGGGUUCGGAGUGGACAAGAAAACAAGUUCGAUGGGAAGGUGAGUUCAUAUCCAGGAUCUGAGGGAGGAGGAAGCAUAGAUUUAGAGAUCGCCCUGUUGCCGCAAAAUAUGGCUAAUUUGGAGUCCGAUUCCGAGUUUAUGGCUGCUAUAUGUUAAGCAUAUCUCUAGAUUCCCUAUACUAUAUAUAUUCCUAAGAAAAUAAUGAAGAAAUUAUGGCUACGGGUAUUUGUUCAGUUUCUUAAA